Molecule: messenger RNA, 306 nt
Organism: Pseudozyma hubeiensis SY62
Lineage: Eukaryota; Fungi; Basidiomycota; Ustilaginomycetes; Ustilaginales; Ustilaginaceae
Exons: 2
Coding region: 1-306 (101 amino acids)
Source: RefSeq, a predicted model, not a curated record
AUGUGGGGUCAAGAAAGUCGCGACGGCGUUCAAGUGCUGAGCGGAGAAGGCUUUGUUGUCUCAGGUCAGACUGAAAUGAAGUCGAUGGACACAAGAGACGCCGACGUGUCGACCUGGGAAGCUCGACGAGGUCUGGAUCGCGAGGUUGUUUUGCUUGCCGCUCGCAAGAAAGAAUACGAUGCAGCUUGUUUGCAGGAUUUGCGGAUCCUCGACACACUGCGGCCGCACUGUGCGGAUUCGUUUUUGUACAGCAUAGUCGGCUCCCGCAAUGACAACAAAUUUCCGUUCGUCAACGAUCUGCCGUGA